Molecule: messenger RNA, 2272 nt
Organism: Limanda limanda (common dab)
Lineage: Eukaryota; Metazoa; Chordata; Actinopteri; Pleuronectiformes; Pleuronectidae
Product: E3 SUMO-protein ligase ZBED1-like
Exons: 4
Coding region: 637-1878 (413 amino acids)
Molecular function (GO): protein dimerization activity
Source: RefSeq, a predicted model, not a curated record
AUGGCAGAUGGCGGAGGAGACGACGAGCAAGAAAUUUUCAAGCCAACUUAUCGAUCCAGUGUGUGGAAACAUUUUGGCUUUUGCAAACACGGAGGUGUUCUAAAUAAGUCGGUCGCUGUCUGUAGGAUAUGUAGAAGCCAAAUAAAAAACCACGGAAACACGACGAACCUUUCCAGCCAUCUACUAAGGCGCCAUGGGAUCAAACAAAACGCCGACAGUCCAGGCACCUCCAGCAUCGUUACCGCUGCAGCAGCAGCAGAAGCUAACUCCAGCUCUGCAGGAACCUCAGGCCUCGCCAGCAUGUUCUGUCAGAAACUUGGCCGAAACUCAGCGCGGGCGAAAAACAUCACAGUAACAAUUGCCAAGUUUAUCUGUAAAGACAUGCGACCCUACAGUGUGGUUGAAAAUCCGGGGUUCUGUGAACUGAUCCACACAUUGGAGCCACGGUACCAGAUACCGAGCCGACCACACUUCUCCGAAAAGAUCAUCCCUGAACUGUACGAAAGUACUAAGAAUGAUGUGAAGAUGUCGCUUACUCAAGCUGAACGUGUAGCGAUGACGACGGAUGGCUGGACGUCAUGCUCAAACCAAGGGUAUGUGACGAUAACCUCUCAUCACAUUGAUCCGGAGUAGAAUAUGAAGACAUUUGUUCUGCAAACCAGAGUUUUAAACGAAGCCCAUACUGGUAAAAAUAUCGGCGCGUUACUGCGUGAAGCCUGCACAGAGUGGAAAAUCUCAGACAAUAAUCCUGCCAUCGUCACUGAUAACGCCAGGAACAUGAUUGUGGCCGGUGCAGAAGCCCAGUUCAGUCCGCACAUUACCUGCUUCGCACAUACGCUCAACCUGGCUUCACAGAAGGGUUUGGGGGUGGACCGUGCUUCCAGGUUGUUGGGGAAAGUGCGAAAAAUAGUUGGAUAUUUUCACCGCAGCCCUAUUGCAUGUCACGUCCUACGGGAAAAACAAAAGCUGAUGGAAUUACCCCACCAUAAACUGACUCAAGACAUCAUAACCAGAUGGAACAGUUCAUUCGAUAUGCUUGAUCGAUUUUUGGAACAACAGACCGCUAUAAUGGCAACUCUGAUGUCCAAGGAUCUGCGAAAAGGGGGCACAGAUGUAGGCACGCUGAGUGAGAGUGAUAUUGCCAACAUGGAGGACAUUGUUCAGUUGAUGGGUCCUGUCAAAAUGGCAGAAGAAGAACAGCCAACUCUCUCUGUAAUUGCUCCUCUUCGAGCAAAACUGCUGAAACACCUACAGCCAUGCGAAGACGACUCAACCCUGGUUGCAGAGAUUAAGAGGGUGAUGGCCAAUGACCUCUCCACACGCUACAAAGGCACCCGAGAUGCUCUCAACAUAGCAUCAGCUUUGGACCCCCGAUUCAAAGAACUGCCCUACCUGGAAAAAGAGGACAGAGAACAGGUCUAUGCAAAACUGGUUCUUGAGGCACAACAGAUACCAGCAAUGGGAAAUGAGGAGGAAGGUGAGGGAGGCUCAAGCCCAAAGCUGUCAGGAUCCCAGGAACAGACCACAGCUUCAAAUGAGUCGCCUCCAUGUAAGAAGAAGGCCUUAGAUGCACUGUUUGCCGAUUCCUUCACCCAAACAGAAAGAAAAUCCAUAAGUGAGACAGCCAGAGCAGAGGUGAUAAGGUACCGAGCAAAAGAUGCAUUGCCUUUGACUGGAAAUGCCAUGAAGUGGUGGAGAUCACAGGAGAAAGAGCUACCACUACUUUCAACACUUGCUAAACGGUACCUCUGUAUCCCAGGCACCAGUGUGCCAGCAGAGCGAGUUUUUAGUACUGCUGGGGAUAUAGUAAACGCACAGAGAAGUGUUCUGAGACCAGAUCAUGUGGAUCAGCUGAUAUUUUUGAAAAAAAAUCUGUGAGUCAUUGAAGAGUAGUUGGUUACACCUGAUCUUUUGUUAAAUAUUAGUGCACUGUUUGUUUAUUAAAAUCAGAGUAGUAGCAGGUUCAACCACUGAAAAUAAGUUGGUUGCACUCUAUUAUUGUACUAUUUAUGUUGAAAACCUCUGCAACAGCAGAAGUAGCAGGUAAACCCACUGUUAAUUCAACCUGAAGAAUGUUGGUUGCACUUUAUUUUUGAUACUGUAUUAUUUUUAUGUUGAAAACAACAGCAGAAGUAGCAGGUAAACCUACUGUUAAUUCAACCUUAAGAAAUGUUGGUUGCACUUUAUUUUUGAUACUGUAUUACUUUUAUGUUGAAAACAACAGCAGAAGUAGCAGGUGGUCGCACUUUAUUGUGUAGUGUUUACAUUGAAA